AUGAGAAGUGCAACUUUUCUACUUGUAGAAUCUUAAAGGGAAAAAGAGAGAGACAGAACAACACCUGAGUUUGGAAUGAGGCUGAGUUGCUAAAACGGUCAAGGUGCUUCCAGAAGCAGGUAUACUUCUUGACUGGUUUUAAUCCUUCAAAAAACCCUGCUUAGUGAAAUAUUGGUGAUUUACUUCUGCUCCUACCUGAAGGAACUCUGGUGCAGAGAAGAGCUCAAGACACAGGACAGGUCAGCCCUGGGCCAAAAGCCCGGCUGCUCCUUGGUGCUGACGGAGUACAGUGGGGAGACUGCCAGUGGCAGAAACGGGGUGAGGCCAAGAGACCUCGAUAAACAGGAAGCCCUUCACCAAGACACACCGGGAAAGAAGUUAGAGAGAGCAGAACUCUCACAUCUCAAGACCAGCCUCCCAAACGGUUUCCAGAGAUGGAUUAUCUUACUUUCCUCUUGGCUAUUCUUCAUGUAUACAAAGCUCUAUGUGAAGAGAUGUUUUGGGACACAACUGUUAAACUUGCCAAGAAUAUGACUCUAGAAUGUGUGUAUCCAUCAGCGGACACCUUAACCCAAAUGGAGUGGUUCAAGAUCAAUGCAACAGAGAAAGAGUCCAUAGUCAUUUUUAACCCAUAUUAUGGUGUGAUGAUAAGAAAGCCCUAUGUCGAUAGGGUGUACUUUUGCAAUUCAACCAUGACUCCUAAUGAUAUGACCCUGUCCUUUCAUAAUGCCUCUGCAGCUGAUGUUGGCUUCUAUUCCUGCUUUCUUCAUACUUUCCCACAUGGACCUUGGGAAAAGGUGAUACGGGUGGUUCCAUCAGAUAGUUUUGAGACAGCUGUGCCAUCAAAUAGUCGCAUAGUCUCAGAACCUGGAAAAAAUAUCACACUCACCUGUCAGCUUCAGAUGAAGUGGCCAUUACAACAAGUUACGUGGGAAAAGAUCCAGCCCCAUCAGAUCGACCUCUUAACUAGCUGCAACUUGUCACAAGGGAGAAGUUACACUUCAAAGUACCGAAGACGGAUCCUGAGCAACUGUAGCCAGGGAAUGAGACAGGCUUCCAUCGUCAUGCCCUAUGUCACGGCCUCUGACUCGGGACUUUACCGAUGUCGCUUCAAGGCCAGCACAGGAGAAAAUGAAACCUUCGUGAUGAGAUUGACCGUAACCGAUGGUGAAACCGAUAACGGAUACAUCCUCUUCGUGGCUGGAGGGACAGUUUUAUUGUUGCUGUUUGUUAUCCUAAUUACCACCGUCAUUGUCAUUCUUCAUAAGAGAAGGAAAAGGAGACAGCAAAGUGUUCUAGUUAAAGAGUCCUGGGAUACACAGAAUAAGGCAGCCAACAAUUACAGAAGUCCCAUGUUUACCAAUCAACCGCCAGAUGAUGCAAGAGAGGAUAUUUAUGUUAACUACCCAACCUUCUCUCGUAGACCAAAGAUUAGAGUCUAAGCUCUUUCCUUGAUCUGAGCAAAUGAUGAUGACUAUUAUGUACAUGGAUCUUUAUACAAUUUCUUCCCACUACUCAGUCUACCUUGGAUACCAGUUGACUGAAUUUAUUUCAUUUGAUAGGAAAAAUACUGCAUUACCUAGAGAACAUUCUUAGCAGAAAUGUUUUGGAAAACCUGGCUCUAAUUACCUUAUACAUAAAAGGAAACUUAUUGAACCAUGUAAUGGAACAAUCCAGAGGAGAGCAAUCUUGAGGCAAGGGUUAUUUAUCAGGGCUUACUUGUCUAGAAUUAAGUAUAGGCAUAACCCAGUUUCUGCAUCCUCUUUCACCAUGUUGGAUCCACUUCUUGGAGUUAGCCUAACUCCCAUUUAGGCAUUUCCCUUGUGUUUCCAAGAUGACUGCCGACAACUCUUGGCAAUUCAUCAUCCUUGUUUUUGUCUAGUCGAGAGUUUUCUUCUCUGAUGGAGCAAACAAAUUUGGUUAUUUGCCCAUAAUUAAACAGUCAUCAUGGCCAGAAAGGAUGAAGUCAAUUAAGGGUUCAUCUCUAGAGCUAGGAGUGGAGCCAAAGCAGAGUACUGGGAAAUUCAGAGUGUCUUUAGAAGAAGGGAAGAGGAGCCUGGAAGCUGCGCUGGUUACCAACAAAUGUGGACUGCAGUGACAUUUCAAGAUAUUUCUUGUUAGCCAACUAAAAAGAGAAUAUGCGGGUGGAUUUAGAUUAGCUCCCUCUCUCCCUACUUCUAGAAUCUGCUUUAUCAGCUUAGUCCAGAAGAGUAGUUGGCAGAAUAAAUGACUGGUCAAGAGAAAGAGAAAUGUGACAAGGAAGUCUCUUCCCUUUCUAUUCUCAAAUAAAUUCCUCUCCAGUUCCAUACAGAAUUCUUGCCACUAUCCCUGGACUAACCUUAUCAGCAAGUGUAGUAGACGAUUCAAUAAUAACAAUGUUUUUGAUAUUGAAUUAUUUUCUACUUUUGAGAAUUAUUUUUAAUAUAUAAAUUCUCUCUAAAGGGUUAGGUACCUAGGCAUUAUUAUUAUUAUUAUUUAAAUAAUUAUGUGAAGUCUAAGUAUAAGAAAAAGAAUGAUAGCUGAUAGUGGUGGUAUAGGGUGGUAGGAUAGAAAAGUGAGGGGGAAGAGCAUUGGGAGGGUACAGGAAGGAGGAAAAGGGAUCAAAAAAUGGGACGAUACACAGAGAAACUUGUCCUGCUUCACAGUUUGGCCAAAGAUAACCCUGGUGAUAUCACUGACAGAGCAAUUAGAGACCAUGCCUGCCUUGUCCACAUUCUAGAUGGAGGCAAACAAUGAAAAGUAUUUGUGAAACUCGGUAAUGGUUAUGGUCAUCUUGAAACUACAAUGGUCAUUACCAAACAUAGUGAUCAUGGUGUCUCAAAUAUUCAUUACUCAUCUCUAAAAGAUCCUCAUCUCUGAAAGAUUCAUCACGAAAACUGCAUAUAAGUAUCAAAGUUGUGGACUUUUCAUGAUACUCUUAAGUGAAGCAAAACCAAAUUCUCAUUUUGUCUAGAUAGAUUCUAAGCUGUAAUUUACAUUUUUAAGCAAGUCAGUGGGUAUUUUAUGAUUUUAGCUUUAAAUACCAUUCACACCAAAUAGUGCAAUUAUUCUGUGAAUUACAGAAAUUGUCAGUGUCUCUACAUGUUUUGGGGGGAAAAAAUAAAAAUGACCACUUCCCAGCUAUGUACUUGCUUAUGUUCAUGCAAGAAGAGUUAGCUCUCAUUUUUAUCUUGUUUGCUUAGAGAUCUUUAUGUCUGGAUCGUGAAGUGUUUCCACAAAUACAUUAGUGUAACAAAGCCGGAAGGUGGUUUAGAAGAAAACGAUCUACCAUUGUGUUAACUAUAUCAGAUCUAUGAAAGUUUCCACGGCUGAAUCUGUCAGUUUGCAUGGUGAAGCAAACUUAGCAUCAUUUAAAAAAUAAACUAUUUCUUUUUCCUAAAAGUUAAUCAAAAUAUUACUUUCUGGAAGAUUCUAAUAACCAAAUUCUCAAUGUCUAAUACAGGUGAGAAGUAAAACCUUUCUACCAUUGCAAUGUGGGGAAAUGUAAACCCAUUUUAACGGGAAAAUGACUACUGGGGGAUGAGAACAGUACAGCCAGGCGUCAUUGUCCUGGUGGCCUUUAGUCGUGGUUUCAUGGGGGACUUUUGUGGCAAACCGCUCAAGUGUUGCAAAGCCUCCAGAACAUUUGAAACUUGUCUCUUUUUCAAUGGGUGUUUUAAUUAAAAAAAAAAAUCUCUCAUUCAAAAUAUUUAUGAGAACUAUUUACUCUGUCACUUCUUCUUUUCUAUAUAUUCUUUCUCUGCAGAGCUCAGGAUCUUUCCAGGAUGCAGAACACUCUUAAACUCUGCUAAAAGUUCUCUGACAUG
This is a messenger RNA of Diceros bicornis minor, 3806 nucleotides long. RefSeq names its product CD226 molecule (gene CD226). The record is from RefSeq and is a predicted model, not a curated record. The coding region runs from base 435 to 1442 and encodes 335 amino acids. Lineage: Eukaryota; Metazoa; Chordata; Mammalia; Perissodactyla; Rhinocerotidae. Gene Ontology annotation, biological process: positive regulation of T cell receptor signaling pathway; positive regulation of type II interferon production; positive regulation of immunoglobulin mediated immune response. The transcript is spliced from 7 exons. Gene Ontology annotation, cellular component: external side of plasma membrane.